AUGGGCUGGGACCUUGUUUCUGGUUUAAUUGGAGGUACUAGUAAAGACAAUACUACAUCUUCUUGUGAUGACAAAGUUCCACCUCCUCCAAGCGGAGCAUUUGCUCCUCCUCCAGUGCCCCCAAGAGGAUUGGGUUCAAAUGUUUCUAAAAAUCCCCGAGAUCUAACCUUUAAUGGAUUCACUCCUCCUCCAAAAGCGACAGUGGAUACAAGUUAUGAUGCCAGCGAUUACUCUAGUUAUACAUUCUCUGAUAACUAUAAUUCAUAUACCAAAAAAGAGGGUCUCGUAGAUAGAAUCGUCAAGAAUCCUAGAGCCCAUAACUGUCUCGAAAGUAUAAAGAUGGGAUUUAAAAUGGGCGGUGCUGUUGGUGGUAUUUUUGGAGGUAUUACUGAUUGGAGGUAUGGUGAGCUUCGGUUUCUUUUUAGGAUGUGGAAUGAUAGUAAGAUGUUAGAUAAUGUAGUAAAAUCGUAA
This is a messenger RNA of Theileria equi strain WA, 471 nucleotides long. RefSeq lists its product as hypothetical. The coding region runs from base 1 to 471 and encodes 156 amino acids. The transcript is spliced from 8 exons. The record is from RefSeq and is a predicted model, not a curated record. NCBI's taxonomy places the organism in Eukaryota, Apicomplexa, Aconoidasida, Piroplasmida, Theileriidae.